This is a messenger RNA of Adineta steineri, 414 nucleotides long. The record is from the annotation of a GenBank genome assembly. Lineage: Eukaryota; Metazoa; Rotifera; Eurotatoria; Adinetida; Adinetidae.
AUGAAAGUUCUUAUUUUAUUUGCAGCAUUUAUCUUUAUAAAUUCUAUAACUCUAUCGAACAGUUCAUCGUAUUGUCAAUGUCAAUGUUGUCUACACGAACCAUUAAAUAACGAUUGUCAAGAGAAUAUGGUUGGUAAUGUACCUAUUGAUAUUUGUACUACAGAUUCAACAAAUAUCUGUAUAGACAAAUGUAAAGAACAAUAUCCAACAACAUGUGGUCAAAACAAUAGUAUUCCUGAAGCUAUUUGUAUGUCUGAUUCUACCACUACUAAUAUUCCAGCAGUGGCAAGUACUACAAAUGGUAUAAGGCAAUGUGACUGUUUAUGUUGUCCUAAAGCUCCAUGUGACACAGUUUAUCAAGGCAAUGUUAUUGUUAAUGAACAUGAGCAAGGGAUCGGUUGUUACUCGCUGUGA